AGGUUGCCCAUCUGCGCAAGAUCACCCGGACACUCGAGCGCUAUCCAGAGCUUGCGGGCACAUACCCGGUCCUCGAAGCCGGCGGUCGCAUUAAAUUCCAGAGUUGCAGCAGCAAUACAUGUACUGAGGACACGACGCGCAAUAUUCUUGGUGGCCUAUUUGACAAUGUCAGAGUCGGCGAGAAGAUUCGGAAGCUGCCAUUUUGUGCACACAAGCGCAUUGCCACGUCGCCAAUUGGCAUGCCACUUGAUAGGCUCCAGUUUGUUCCCGAGCUGAUCAUCGCUGUUGCUGAUGCUAUGCGCGCUCACCGUGCCAUUGCUGAGCACUGUAAUAUAUUGCACCGUGAUAUCUCAGCAGGCAACUUUCUUUUCCGGCGUAUGGUGGAUGGCACUGUCAAGGGCAUGUUGAUUGAUUUUGACCAUGCGAUCGACUGCGAGAAUCUGGAUGCGAUGCCGAAAAACGAGCAUAUCGGCACACUGAAUUUCAUGAGCGUGAACAACCUCGAGGGCAACAGCAACACGCGCACUGAGCUCGACGACUGGGAGGCUCUGAUAUAUGUCUUGGUGUGGCUUGGGACAUUUGGACUCAAUGGCAUGUCUAGACAUAACAGUGACACAGAUGAGCACAGAAGAAUUGCAGGUGCUAAAAUCAAAUAUUGGGUUGACAGCACAACAUUGAAGGACAUUGCCAGAUACAAGCGCGACAAUUUGGACAACAAUUCCAGUUUUAAAUCUAUUCUCAACGAAUUGAUAGUAGGGUGGAUCAUAUCAAUGUCCUUGCAGGUUGUUGAUUAUGAUGCGCGAUACUCUAAUCGACAAUGCAGGAUGCAGCGAGGAUGGCAGGGGCGCAAAUAUGAAACAAUCUUUUAACCAUGGCAAUUGUGAAUCAUCUGCCUCAAAAGCCACGCCUGGUUCACUUUCUCCAUUAUCCAUAUUUGCAUUGUUGGUUGAAUGGCAAGAAGCUAUGAACACUCCAAUGGUUGAUCCGUUUAAGGUGCGCACUGACAUGGCACCAACU
Kickxella alabastrina is the source of this 1017-nucleotide messenger RNA. RefSeq lists its product as uncharacterized. The coding region runs from base 240 to 869 and encodes 209 amino acids. The transcript has a single exon. Gene Ontology annotation, molecular function: protein kinase activity. Lineage: Eukaryota; Fungi; Kickxellomycota; Kickxellomycetes; Kickxellales; Kickxellaceae. The record is from RefSeq and is a predicted model, not a curated record. Gene Ontology annotation, biological process: protein phosphorylation.